CCUUUUGCUUAACCGCUCAACUUUUCGAUUUUGCGCCAUUUUACUGUUAACGUUCGUGCUGCGUACAACGUUUCUGUUGUGAUUCUCGUGAUUGUCUGUUGUGUUUAAAUAAUUUAAAUCACUCAAAAUGUUUGAAGCACGUCUGAUUAAUAGUGUUACACUGAAGAAGGUCCUCGAAGCCAUCAAAGACUUGCUGAACGAUGCAUCUUUCGACUGCUCCGAUACCGGCAUCCAACUUCAAGCCAUGGACAACUCGCACGUUUCUCUCGUUUCGCUCACCCUUAAAUCCGAUGGCUUCGAUAAAUACCGCUGCGAUAGGAACAUUACAAUGGGCAUGAAUCUUUCAAGUAUGGUCAAAAUUCUCAAAUGUGCAAACAACGACGACACAGUUACAAUUAAGGCACAGGAUGAUGCAGAUAUGGUCACCUUCAUGUUUGAGUCAAAGAAACAAGACAAAAUCUCAGAUUAUGAGAUGAAACUGAUGAACUUGGACCAGGAACACUUGGGUAUUCCUGAGACUGAUUUCUCCUGUGUGAUUCGCAUGCCGUCCGUUGAAUUUGCGCGCAUUUGUCGCGAUCUGGCGCAAUUCGGUGAAUCAAUUGUGAUUUCAUGCACAAAGGAAGGUGUCAAGUUCUCAUCUAGUGGUGACAUUGGCAGUGCCAAUGUUAAACUUGCUCAAACCAGCAACUUUGAGAAGGAAGAAGAAUCUGUUACCAUUGAAAUGCAGGACCCAGUUUCGUUAACGUUUGCGUGUCAGUACUUGAACUCCUUCACGAAAGCGACACCUCUUUCCGCGCAGGUGCAACUCUCAAUGUUCGCUGAUGUUCCACUUGUGGUGGAAUACACCGUCCCUGAAUUGGGUUACAUUCGCUAUUAUUUGGCGCCGAAAAUCGAAGAAGAAGAAAACUAAUCUCAUCACCAACUUACACAAAAGCAUGUGCCUUAUACACACUUCACUUAUUCUUAUUUAUACUAUUAAGUAAUCUUACAUACAAUAAAACACUGAAAACCAUAAUUAAA
Messenger RNA from Dalotia coriaria, 1020 nucleotides. RefSeq names its product proliferating cell nuclear antigen-like. Gene Ontology annotation, biological process: regulation of DNA replication; leading strand elongation; translesion synthesis. The transcript is spliced from 2 exons. Bases 128 to 910 code for a protein of 260 amino acids. NCBI's taxonomy places the organism in Eukaryota, Metazoa, Arthropoda, Insecta, Coleoptera, Staphylinidae. Gene Ontology annotation, molecular function: DNA polymerase processivity factor activity; DNA binding. Gene Ontology annotation, cellular component: PCNA complex. The record is from RefSeq and is a predicted model, not a curated record.